AUGCUGUCCACUUCGGUUCCCAACAACUGCACCUUCUCGCCUGCCUCGGCCACUCCCCAUCUGACAAUCAACCAUGAUGUGGCCGCCGACCUCGACUCGACCAACGCUUUCGAAGGUCCCGAGAAGCUUCUCGAGGUUUGGUUCGCUCCCAGCCCCUCGACUCUGCCUCCUACCGCCGCCGCCAAUGGAUUAAAGGCUGUUCCUGCUGAUACUUGGGUUCCCAUGCUUGACAUGGUCAACUGCAAGGUCCUGUCUGUUCUUGAGUCUGACAACAUGGACGCUUACCUUCUCUCCGAGUCGAGCAUGUUUGUCUUUCCUCACAAGAUCAUUCUCAAGACUUGUGGAACCACCACUCUUCUCCUUGGUCUCCAGCGCAUGCUUCACAUUGCUGCCAAGUACGGUUUCCCUUAUCACAAUGCCAACUCGCCCGACGAUAUCCAGGCCGCAGCGACCCCGUACCGCGUUUUCUACAGUCGCAAGAACUUUUUGUUCCCUGAGAAGCAGCAGGGUCCUCACCGCAGCUGGAAGCAGGAGGUCAAGUAUCUUGACGACAUGUUUGAUGGUGGCAGUGCCUAUAUGGUAGGCAAGAUGAAUGGUGACCAUUGGUACCUAUACCUCACCUCGCCCAAUCAGCAGGCUCUCACUCCUCCUCGCACCCCCGAGUCCGAGAUUGAAGGAACCAAGAUUCCAGUUGGAACCUCGUUCGCUCCCAUCCCCGGUAGCUACCACGACGAGACUCUGGAAAUCCUCAUGACCGACCUUGACCAGGAGAAUGCCAAGCAGUUUUAUCUGUCGCACGCGAGUGCGGUCGCAAGCGACAAGAUGGCUGCCGAGGCAAAGGAUGCUCGCAAGGAAGCCAUCAAUAGUCUUGGUGGUCUUGGCGACGAUGUUGAUGAAGUGGACGUCUUCGCGAAUGACGCCGACGACAACAUGCUCGAUUCUGUCGAGGCCCUCACCACCGAGGGCCACGCAUUGGGAACUGUCGUUUCGGAGAGUUGCGGCCUCUCCAGCGUCUACCCAACAUCUAAGUAUCCCGAUGCCCGAGUAGACGCGUACUUGUUCAGCCCCUGCGGCUUUUCCGCCAACGGUGUUGUUCCUCCCCCUGCUUCGGCCGAGGGAGGCAAGGGCGAGCACUACUUCACCGUCCACGUCACUCCUGAACCGCAGUGUUCGUUCGCGUCUUUCGAGACCAACGUUCCCGGUGGACAGAGUGGACGAACCACCACCGAAGUCAUUGAGCACGUGGUGGACAUCUUUAAGCCCGGUCGGUUCAGCGUGACUCUCUUCGAAGCCAAGGGAGCUGCGCAGAACCCAUACUGCAUGGGCGAUGACGAGCCUACCAACUGGGCUGCCAAACGUCUUGUUGAUCCCGUCCGAGGAUAUCGUAGAGUCGAUCGUAUCGUUCACGAUUUCGAGGACUAUGAUCUUGUCUUUCGUUUCUACGAGCGCGAGGGGUGGGCUGGAUCCAAGAGUGCUCGAGUUGGAGAGCCUAUCAGCCCUACUUUCAAGUGA
This is a messenger RNA of Fusarium pseudograminearum CS3096, 1512 nucleotides long. RefSeq lists its product as uncharacterized. Gene Ontology annotation, cellular component: cytosol. The coding region runs from base 1 to 1512 and encodes 503 amino acids. Gene Ontology annotation, biological process: spermine biosynthetic process; spermidine biosynthetic process. The transcript has a single exon. Lineage: Eukaryota; Fungi; Ascomycota; Sordariomycetes; Hypocreales; Nectriaceae. The record is from RefSeq and is a predicted model, not a curated record. Gene Ontology annotation, molecular function: adenosylmethionine decarboxylase activity.